Aureobasidium musti is the source of this 978-nucleotide messenger RNA. The record is from the annotation of a GenBank genome assembly. NCBI's taxonomy places the organism in Eukaryota, Fungi, Ascomycota, Dothideomycetes, Dothideales, Saccotheciaceae.
AUGUCAAACCCACACCAACUCCCACACCAACUCCCACCACCCACGAGCGCAAAGCCCAAACGCCGUUUCUUCNNCGAUCCAUGGAACUCAUCAUCAACUGGACAUCAAAGAGCAGACAACAGCCUGGCUGGAAGCACAAGUUGGCGCGAAUCUCGCAGCCUAAAACUUAGCAAUCAGUUCGCAGGAGGUGCUUCUGGUGGUGCUCGACUCGCAGACACUGUUGGUGCUGGAAGUGAGGACUUUGGCAAAGAUGGCAGACUGGAGAAUGGGAAUUGGGCCAAGGGUGCUUCUGGUCUGAGGGAAAGGGGUCAAAUCAGUGUGGUGGAAGCUUUCAGAGUCAAAAAAGCUGCUGUGAAGGACAUGGUGGUUGAGAAAGAGAAGGCGAAGUUGGUGGUUGAUGAGGUGCAAGAGCAGGAACUGGAUCUCCUGGACAUACCAAGCGCACAGCCGGUACGAGACGACUCAUCUCAAGAUCAGGAACAACCUUCAAGCUACGAGGACAAGCUUUUGCGCGAUGAUUCGAGUCCACAUGAGCAGAUGCAAGACAACAAGCAAGAUCAAAACACUGAAACAACCACCGCGGCAAAAGUCCCUCAGGUCUUUGCCGGCACCUGUAUCUACAUCAACGGCAGCACCUUCCCCACAAUCUCUGAUCACAAGCUCAAACACCUCCUUGUGACUCACGGCGCACGCCUCAGCAUCCACCUCGGUCGUCGCUCAGUCACCCAUGUGAUCCUCGGUCUUCCCAACGCCUCUGCUAUUCCUGGAGCUGGUGGUGGUCUGUCAGCCUCAAAGAUGCAGAAAGAGAUUGCCAAGAUCGGAGGCAAGAACGUCAAGUUUGUCACGGCUGAGUGGGUCAUGGAGAGUGUGUCCAACGGCAANAGGGCACCCGAACAAAGAUUCGAGGCUGUAAGGCUGGCUCUGAAGGGCACGGGAAGGGUCCAAGAGAUGUUUGCAAAGGCUGCUAAAAAGGGAUGA